AUUCUAUUGGUCAGUUCUUCCGUCACAAUUUGAACCUCUUUUGUUCCUUCUUCUUCUUCCGACUAUCUAUGCAUUAAUUAAUUAUCUCAUCCACCUACCAUACCAAUGCUACUAUAACUAAAGGCCUCAUCUCAUCAACCACUCAUAUCCAAUCCACAAGCACUGAACUACAACAGCAAAAAUGGCGAUGGUUCCAUCCUUCACGGGUUUCCUGUUUCUUUUGGCUAUCUCUACUUUUCACUUUCAGGGAAUUGGAGCAAAUUUAGAUUCUAAGCUGAAGCUCAACUCUAGGAUCCUUCAGGAAUCAUUAGUUAAGGAAAUUAAUGAAAACCCGAAUGCUGGAUGGAAAGCUGCCAUGAAUCCUCAACUUUCCAAUUUCACUGUUGGCCAAUUUAAGUAUCUUCUUGGAGCCAAGAAAACACCUAAAAAGGAACUGUUGGGUAUUCCUGUCGUAACUCAUCCAAAAACCUUAAAGUUGCCAAAAACUUUUGAUGCAAGAACAGCUUGGCCGCAGUGUAGCACCAUCGGAAGAAUUCUAGGUUAGUUUCUUGUGAAACUAUAUUCUUUUAAUUGCUUUCUUUUCUUGAUUAUCCAGGGUCAUUGUGGAUCUUGUUGGGCAUUUGGUGCUGUCGAAGCACUAUCUGAUAGGUUUUGCAUCCAUUUUGGCAUGAAUAUGUCGUUGUCUGUCAAUGAUCUCUUGUCAUGCUGUGGAUUCAUGUGUGGAAGUGGUUGUGAUGGAGGGUAUCCAUACUCUGCAUGGAGAUAUUUUGUCCACCAUGGUGUUGUCACUGAAGAGUGUGACCCAUACUUUGACAACAUUGGCUGUUCCCACCCUGGUUGUGAGCCUGGAUUUCCUACUCCAAAGUGUGCAAGGAAGUGCGUUGAUAAAAACCAGCUCUGGAGGCGGUCAAAGCAUUACAGCGUCGGUGCAUAUAGGAUCGGGUCUGAUCCCCAUGACAUUAUGGCAGAAGUUUAUACAAAUGGACCAGUAGAGGUGUCUUUCACUGUUUACGAGGACUUUGCUCACUAUGCCUCUGGAGUUUAUGAGCACUUUAAAGGUGAAGUAUUGGGAGGUCAUGCAGUUAAGCUUAUAGGAUGGGGAACUUCUGACGACGGGAAGGAUUAUUGGCUUCUUGCAAAUCAGUGGAACAGAGGCUGGGGUGAAGAUGGUUACUUCAAGAUUAGGAGAGGAACAAAUGAAUGUGAAAUUGAAGAAGAACCGGUUGCUGGUUUGCCUUCAGGCAAAAAUCUCGAUCUUAUUACAAAGGUUGGUGAGAGCACGGAUGUUCUCGAGGAUGCUUAUGCUUGAUAAUAAAUAAUUAAUUAUACACAUAAAUUCUCUCAACUUAUGCAUCUGUCAUGAGUUGCAGAGAUAAAGAUCAAUAGCGUACCAGUAUAUGUAAGUUUGGUAUGAAGUGAAACCUUAUCUAAGAUUCUAUGCUGUGCUGUUUCUUCUAUGAACUAGAAAUUUGUUCGGAAUCUCAGAACAAAACUGUAAAUAAUGUAUUAUUAUUGUUGCCACAUUAUAUGAAAUUCACCUGCUUUCUGCCUUUCAUUUUA
Mercurialis annua (annual mercury) is the source of this 1560-nucleotide messenger RNA. Its product is annotated as cathepsin B-like protease 3. The transcript is spliced from 10 exons. Lineage: Eukaryota; Viridiplantae; Streptophyta; Magnoliopsida; Malpighiales; Euphorbiaceae. Gene Ontology annotation, cellular component: lysosome. Gene Ontology annotation, molecular function: cysteine-type endopeptidase activity. Gene Ontology annotation, biological process: regulation of catalytic activity. The record is from RefSeq and is a predicted model, not a curated record.